Molecule: messenger RNA, 1637 nt
Organism: Lotus japonicus
Lineage: Eukaryota; Viridiplantae; Streptophyta; Magnoliopsida; Fabales; Fabaceae
Exons: 5
Coding region: 486-1517 (343 amino acids)
Source: RefSeq, a predicted model, not a curated record
UUAAUUUCUUAUUUUUCCUAUUUGCCAGUUCUCCCUCUCCCACCCUGGCAUCCUCGUCCGUACUCUGUCUUUUUCCUGUCCCUCUCUCUUCCACCGGCAACCUCCCCACCCAGUCACCCUCCCCACACGUGCCUCCCAUCCCAGACCUCCAUCACACGUGCCGCCUCACCCACACAACACACCCCUUUCCGUGGUGCAACAAAUAAAAAGCCACCACCACCAGACAGAAAUCCAGAGCUGCACAGCACAGCAUAUACGGAGAGAGAAACUGUGUGUCUGUGAAGUGUCUGUUUGUGUUCGCUGGAAAUGAGAGUAAAAAAAAUUCAUUCAAGAGCAUGAAUUUUUCUUCGGGCAUGAAGUAAAUGGAUAUCUACUAUUAAAUCUGAACUGAGAGAUCGAUUCUGUGGUGUUUGAGCUUGAGUUUGUUGGUGUGUGUUUGGGUUUGAAUCUGGGUGUGGGAUAGGAGAAGUUCCCAUCUUGCACCGAUGAGGAUCCGGAAGAGGCAAGUGUCUCUUUCUCUUUUGCCAGUGACACACUCAGAUCCCAACCUGAUUAGCCGGUCACCGGUCCUGGUGCAACUCCACGGUGCUGCAACCACCUCACCGAAACCUUCUUGCACUCAUGCCUCAGCUACUGCACUGAUGCUCCUCUCAGAUCCUCCUGGGCCGUCCGAUCAUCCUCGCAGACCGAUCGAGAAACCAACCGACGGCUGUGAUGAUCCCUUCAGUGAUAGCGAAGCAAACAGGAGGCAGCACAAGAAGCAAGAAUGUUUGGUGGAAGAUGGAGGAGGGGGACAUAAGGUUAAUGAUUCCAGGAAAGAAGUCGUCUUGUGUUCAGAAAUAAUGCCAGCUAAGACGAUCUUCUCACCUUCAAUCCCUUAUAGUUCUAAACAAGAUGGGAGAUGGUGCGAGGCAGAGAAAGCCUUUCCUCUAAAGAAACGAAGAGGGAGCUUUGAGAAUGUAACCAAGGUCAACAAUAACAACAAUGAUAACAGUAGUAAUAAGAAAAAGAAGAAGACGAGGAUGAAGAUGAGCAAGAAAUGCUCAGUGCAAGAUGACAGCGAUGACAACAAUGAAGAGAGUGAAGAAGAGGAAGAAGAAAAGGCCGUGAAAACAAAGAAGAGAGUGAGGGGUGGUGCAAUUAUGGAAGGGUCACGGUGCAGUCGUGUGAAUGGGAGGGGAUGGAGGUGCUGUCAACAAACACUGGUUGGAUAUUCACUUUGCGAGCAUCACUUGGGGAAAGGAAGGUUGAGAAGCAUGACAAGUGUGGGAAACAGAUCUUCUGCUACCACAACACAUGGUGCUGCUGAACUGAAGAAGAAUCACGUGCAAGACCACACGGCAUUAUCUAAAUCUUCACCUUCAUUCCCUGAGAAGAAAACCAAGUGUGCUGGAAGUGAAAGUGAUGAAGAAGAUAAUGAUGAUGAGAAGAAGCCACUUAUUGUCACGAAGAAGAAGCUUGGAAUGGUGAAAGCGCGUUCGAUAAGCAGCUUGCUUGGACAAGCUAACCAACCUUGAAAUUGUUGGAAUAUUUAAUCAAGUAAGGACUAUCUGAACUGAGUGAUGAAAACAAUAUAAUCAACGGUUUAUUAUUUCAUGCAUAGAAAUUAAAUAAUAAUGACCAUGUCUUAUAAUUGA